Molecule: messenger RNA, 2544 nt
Organism: Epinephelus lanceolatus (giant grouper)
Lineage: Eukaryota; Metazoa; Chordata; Actinopteri; Perciformes; Serranidae
Source: RefSeq, a predicted model, not a curated record
GGCGUUUGCGGCUCUUUUUCUCCGGGACGGCGCCAUCAGCAGGUGGCACUUGUUCCUACAACAGGACUGUCUGGUAGCAUGACAGGAGGCAACAACCUGAGCUGACCCCCGAGAGCACAGGCAGAGCCAGAGUAAAUGCAUACACUGCGGCACUUCUCUGCAGCCAAACUGGCUAAAGCUGUCAGCAGAUGGCCCUCAAGGCUAAAGGGCACAGGAGGAAGACCUUCAGCUCCACUGGGUUCACGGAUUCUCACCAGUCCUGAUGACAUCUUUAAGCACAACAUGUGGGAUCAUGUGCACUGGACAGAGGAGGAUAAAGAAAAUGCACGGCAGAAGGCAGAAGAAAAUUCCUGUAUACAAAUUCCCAAAGAGGAACGAGGUAAAUUUGACACAGAGGCUCACCAAUACUGGGACAAGUUUUACGAGAUGCAUCAGGAUAAAUUCUUUAAAGACCGCAAGUGGCUGUUUUUAGAGUUUCCAGAGCUGCUUCCUUCUGGUGCAAAAAGUCAAGCCACAAACAGGUGUCUGGGUGUUGAGCAGGCGUCAUACCUACAGCCUACUGGAUCCAAUACAGAAACAGACAACAGACACCAGCAACACAAUGGCACCACACACCAUCACAGAAAUACAGACAUCUCCAACCACCAGGAGUCCUGUGCUGCCACACAGACGACUACUUUCCCUGGCCGGCAUGCAUCUUUCAGGAUCUUGGAGGUUGGAUGUGGGGUCGGUAACAGUGUAUUUCCCAUUGUUGAUUCCUUAAAAGGAACAGAUGCAUUUUUAUACUGCUGUGACUUCUCCACAUGUGCCAUUCAGCUGGUCAAGGACCACCCAGGAUACGAUGACUCUGUGUGUCACGCCUUUGUCCAUGACAUCUGUGAGGAGAUGGCCUCCUUUCCCUUCCCUCCACAGAGCCUGGAUGUUAUCCUGGCGGUCUUUGUGCUCUCCUCCAUUCAUCCGGAGCGAAUGCAAGGAGUUGUGAACCGACUAUCUACAUACCUGAAACAUGGAGGGAUAUUUCUCUUCCGUGAUUAUGGGAGAUAUGACUUCUCACAGCUCAGGUUUAAGAGGGGACGGUGCUUAUCAGAGAAUUUCUACACACGUGGAGAUGGAACCUGCGUGUACUUUUUUACUAAAGGUAUUUCUGUACCGCGAGAUCUGAAUGUUCUUCUACAUGCAGUGAAUAAGACCAGAGCUAUCACUGAGGACACUGGGGUUAUGUCCUUGGUAUUUUUUCUGAGCAUUUGGAGGUUUUAGGAACCUUGGGGGAGUUUACGUACCACAUGGCCAGGUUUUUGGGGGGUCCUGGAAUAGGUUGACACAGUUUAAGCUUGAUUAUUUUCAGGCCAGUAAAUAAAUAAUUGUUUUUCCAACUAGAAUUUAACUCCUGGCAGUGAGCAAAAGGCUUUAAAGGAGCUCUAAGUGAUAUUCUGAGCAUUAAUAAAGCAGCAAACAACUAUUUGCUCUGUAAAGAUAUAGUGGAUGGUAUCCUGAACAAAGAACUCCCGCUGUGUGAUCCGAGCUUCUCUGUUCUUUGUUGUGGUUGCCGGGUUGGCCCACGCCCCCCCAGCAAAUUUUUCCAGUGGCCACUCUUGGUAUUGCAGCGGAAAAAAAUGCCCUGUGGCCCAAAUAGCAUUUUCCCCAUAGACCACCAUUAGGAAAGAAACAUCUGAAUAACUGUUGACAGGAUACCUUGAACUGCAGACAAGGUUAAUUAUGAUGGGGUGCCCACUGGCUCAUCUGUUGGAGUGUGCGCCCCAUGUCCAGAGGCUGUGUCCUUGCUGCAGUGGCUGCAGGUUCGAUUCCAGAAACUUGUUAGAAAUUUGUUUGGCUCAUGCACCAGACGAGCAAUUCCAUUGGUCUGAGUAGUUCCAUCUAGGAGUCCAAUAUGUAGUUAGUAUACAUCUAUGGUCCAGGCGCAUGUGCAUGUCAGUGCAUGUGAGUCCUGUGUGUCCAGCUUAUUGCCCCCACUCUGCACUGUGCCCAUACUGCGGUUAUCGCUGAUGUUGGGACAGCAGAGAUAGGUGCAGGGACUGGUUAACACAUUUAGUUCUGUCAGCACCGUUGCUGUUGUUAGCACUGUUUGUGCUGUUAGCACUGUUAGCUACUAGCCACCGUCUCAGUCACUUCAGUGAUGAGGGCCGUGUGCAGACAACCUCUGAAUCAUAUAUACACUCUGAAUAUUGUAUAGAGCUCCUUUAAAACAAUAUGUAGAUGUCCAUGUUGGGAAAUAAAAUUGACUAACAAAUAUAUCUUAACAGUUAACUAAAUAAAUCAAAUUAUGUUUUUUAAAAUCCAAUUCAUCAAAACAAUUUAAGACCUCAUUUUAGUCUGUUCUUGGGGGACUCGAUCUCUAGUGUACAGCCCUGGUUACUGAGUGUUAUUAUGUAUAUUUUUACAGAUGAGGUUCAUGAUUUAUUUUCCAACGCUGGACUGCAAGAAAUUCAGAAUCUCGAGGACAGACGACUUCAAGUGAACAGAGGAAAGAAAGUUGCAAUGCAUCGGGUCUGGGUGCAGAGCAAGUUCAGAAAACCAUAUCCACCU